Molecule: messenger RNA, 2267 nt
Organism: Sapajus apella (tufted capuchin)
Lineage: Eukaryota; Metazoa; Chordata; Mammalia; Primates; Cebidae
Gene: UPRT
Product: uracil phosphoribosyltransferase homolog
Exons: 7
Coding region: 190-1035 (281 amino acids)
Source: RefSeq, a predicted model, not a curated record
UGAUGUGGGCGGGAAUGAGACAAAGUGUGCUAAAGGAAACCAACAGCGGCCUAGGGGUGAAAGGACAGCCAGGGUUUGAUGUUCUCGGGAAGCGUGGGCAACCGAGAGAGUCCGUGAGCAUUUGUCCUUUUACCCGUCUGUCUUUAGCCUUAGUGUUCGGUAGCAGCGGGGAUAGCCCAGGGCCGGUGUAUGGCCACGGAGUUACAGUGUCCGGACUCCAUGCCCUGUCACAACCAGCAAGUAAACUCUGCCUCAACCCCAAGUCCUGAGCAGCUGCGACCUGGCGACCCGAUCCCGGACCAUGCAGGGGGAAACAGAGCCCCCAGGGCCAAGGUGACUCUUCUCACGGGGCACGCACAUUCUAGUCUGCCGGCCGAGCAGGACACCGGGGCCUGUGGCGGCUCCAGCCUCAUCUUAGAGAGCAACAGUGGUAGUGGUGACAGUAGCAGCUAUGACGCACCAGCUGGCGACUCCUUCCUAGGGGACUGCGAACUCUCCCGGCAGAUCGGGGCGCAGCUUAAGCUGCUGCCUAUGAAUGAUCAGAUCCGGGAGCUGCAGACCAUCAUCCGGGACAAGACAGCCAGUAGAGGGGACUUCAUGUUUUCUGCGGAUCGUUUGAUCAGACUUGUUGUGGAAGAGGGAUUGAAUCAGCUGCCAUAUAAAGAAUGCAUGGUGACCACUCCAACAGGAUACAAGUAUGAAGGAGUGAAAUUUGAGAAGGGAAAUUGUGGGGUCAGCAUAAUGAGAAGCGGUGAGGCAAUGGAACAAGGUUUACGAGACUGCUGUCGAUCCAUACGAAUUGGAAAGAUCCUGAUUCAGAGUGAUGAGGAGACACAAAGAGCCAAAGUGUAUUAUGCCAAAUUCCCCCCAGACAUUUACCGGAGAAAAGUCCUUCUGAUGUAUCCAAUUCUCAGCACUGGAAAUACUGUAAUUGAAGCUGUAAAGGUUCUUAUAGAACAUGGAGUUCAACCCAGUGUUAUCAUCCUACUCAGCCUGUUCUCUACGCCUCAUGGUGAGUUCAGCAUAAGGCAGUAAAUAGGGCUUCAGAUAGUCCUGAGGUGGGUGCCAAAUCAAUCAUUCAGGAGUUUCCAGAGAUCACAAUUUUAACUACUGAAGUUCAUCCUGUUGCACCUACACAUUUUGGACAGAAAUACUUUGGAACAGACUAAGUUAUUGAAGUAAAAUGAAUUAUCUCGUGUAAUAUUACAAUCAUGUUUUGAUUUUCUAUUUGUUUUACUGAUUCAGUUGAGGGUGCCAGAAAAAAAUGUGUUAAAAUGCUUUUUAGUUUUAGAAGUGGGUAUAUUGGAGGUUAUAUCUCAUUUAGUUAUUUCUUUACUGUUAGCACCAAAUUCAAUAAUGAAGUACAUGCAAUUCUUAUAAAACAUAAAUUUUAAUAAUACCCUAAUAUAAAUUACUGAGCCCUCAGAGCAUUAAAAUUAUUUCCUAAUUUAUGAGCCUCUUAGUUUGGAGGUUGCUUGAAGCCACAAGUAAAACUCAAAUGGGAGCCAGUUCUUUGUCCCAUUGUAUUUUGCAUUUUGUUUAGUUUGGUUUUAGCUCUAGUAAGAUUUCAUAUAUGUGGCUAUUGCCACAUUCUUCUACUGUUUUCUUUCUGAUACUGUUUAUUCUAGUAACUUGGAGAGGAGAAUAAAUGAAUGUCUCCUGGAAUUUUACAUUCCUAUUAAUGUUCUAACUCAAUUGGCAGACCUAGGAUGUAUGGGUAACUCUCAGGCCAUUAUGUUCUUCAUUGCUCAUUUCCCAAGCUGUGCAUUGUCGGUAGGUGCCUUGCUAAGCUGAAAUGCAGUGAAGAAGAUGGUGGGGCAUUUUCGGUAACUGGAACUAUAACAUUAAUUUACAAGAUUGAACCAGGUAUGUCUGGAUGCUGACAAGGGAGAGAGAGCCAAGCACUGUUGAUGCCAUCAAUACUCCAGGAAGGAAUUGGUGGUUUUUCUGAAGUGUAGGAGAAAGGGUGGUUUCUUGCUGAAUUUCAUGGCCAUCAAGUAAAUUUAAAUGCUUCAUUUUUAAUUUGGAUGUUUCUGCUAGAGACCUUUGAUUUGGAAUUAGUUAUUUUGCAUGUUUGUCAAUGGUAGAUGUAUUAAAAUAGAAAAAAUACCAUGCUUUUUAUAAAAACUCCUAAGAUUUGUGUAUGUUCAUCUUUAUGCUUCUGAAAGGGAGAGAAACAAUUUUGGAAAUCAAUGUUCGUGUUCUGAAAUCUCUUGUAAAACUCUGAUCUCAUUUUACGUUGAGAUUAAAACAUUUUAAUAGUGGUG